UCUUUCUUCCCCCUUGUCUUCCUUCCGCCUCCCAAACAAGAGUAUUCUUUUCCUUUUCUUGUCUUCCUUACCUCCACAUAUUUUCCACUCUCCCAAACAAAGUGGAGCAGACCAGACCAAAGGCUCCGUCAUUCCCUUUUGCGGCUAUCCUAUCCUAAACUUGACAUUCUAUCCCUUCACUCGCCGGAUAAAAUGGAGGAUUCCCUUCGCAGUUCCGGCAACUUGUCCCGCAAGGUCAUCUCCGUGGCCGCCGGCGAAGCUCACACUCUUGCCCUAACAGGAGAUGGGUACGUGUAUUCGUGGGGAAGAGGAAUGUUUGGGCGACUCGGGACCGGUUCGGAAUCGGAUGAGCUUUCCCCAGUUCGAGUCAAGUGUGAAACUUGCAAUGAAUCUGAAGAGAAAAGGCUCAAGUUUGUGGGAAUUGCUGCUGGUGCUUAUCACAGUAUGGCUCUUGCAGAUGAUGGAUCAGUUUGGUGCUGGGGUUAUAACACCUGUAUCCUUCAUCCCAGGAGUUUUGUGUGUGUGUGUGUGUGUGUGUGUGUGUGUGUGUGUGUGUGUAUUCUAUGCCAUUUCAUAAUUUUGUUAUCUAUGGCAACGCGCUCAUUAAUUUGUUUGUAACUGUGUUUCCUCUGCAACCUUAACCUUUGCAUGGAUGGCCAACUUGGUAUGAAUGGAGAGAAUGCUGUGGUGCCUCACUUGAUGGAGCAGUUUCUAAGUCCAAGCAGUUUUGAUUCUGUAACAAAUGAGUCGGAAACAAAGAGGAAAGUGCCAUUAAAGGUUUGUUCUGUUAAAGCUGGAGGAAUGAUGUCUCUGGCAAUUGACAAUCUUGGGAUGCUAUGGAUGUGGGGCAAUUGCCCACAGCAAAGCGGCAGUUGCGAGAGUGGUUUCUCCCUAGUGAGCAGUUUCACUCCAAUUCCUGUUUGGGAUUUCCAUGGCCAUGCUGUUGUGAAAGUGGCAUGUGGAAAUGAACAUGUUGUAGCGUUGGUUAGUGUUGGAGAAACACAUAAAGGUGAACAUCUAGUAUGCUACACUUGGGGAAAAAAUGACCAUGGCCAGUUGGGUUUGGGCGAUAAAGAGAACAGAAUUCAUCCUGAAAUUGUUGAAACAUUUAACCAGGACUCUCCCUGGGCUGUUUAUGAGGUGGCAUGUGGUGCAUUUCAUACUGCUUUGCUCACUCGCAAAAAGAGACCCAAUGACAAAUUAGAAAAUACAUGCUGGACAUUUGGCCUGGGUGAAAAUGGACAGCUUGGUCAUGGAACCACUCAAAGUGCAUUGAAACCUGAACGUGUAAAUGAAUUGCCCCAGGAUGCAUACCUGAUCUCUGUUGAUUGUGGUUUAUUUCAUACUAGUGUUGUUUCAUCAGCUGGAGAUUUGUGGUCAUGGGGAAUGGUGAAAGGGCUUGGCCUCUGCCCAGAUGCUACUUUUACCGGAACAGAUGCAGGGGAUGCUAUGUCACCCCUGCGAAUAAGAGGGCUGCAAGAACCUAGAUUUCAUGAUCCAAUUCAAAUUGUUUGUGGGGCAGCCCAUACUGUUCUUGUUGCAAGUGAUGGAUAUAAGCUUUGGUCCUGGGGAAGGGGAAGAAGUGGGGUCCUUGGAACUGGGAAGACGAUUGAUUUUGUUGCUCCCACUGUUGUGCUGUGGCCUCCAUUAACAGAUGAUUUCAAAGACCGAGAAUUGAACAAAGAUACUGAGGAUAAUCUCGAAAACAAGGGAUCUGAAGAAGCUGCAGGAACGGAAAAAAGAUUGUCUUUGGCAAUGGAGGAAAUGAAGCUCCUCCAAUCAAAACUUUCUAUAAUGGAAAAAUAUGCUGGCAUACUUCAUAGUUCAAUUUUUGGUAAACCUUUUACAGAGGAAGAUAUUCCAAACUCGUUGAGAAACUCAGAUACUUUUGACAUUGCCAAAGAAUGGGAGGACAUGUUAGAAUCAGCAGAUCGCAGUAAGCUUAUUAGGUUGGAACUUUUCUACCGAAACAUGCUUGCAGGUGUCAAAGAUAAGCAGAUGAAAAGAAGGAUCCAAGAGAUCAUAAAGGAGUUUAUCCCUUCUUCAACCACCGAAAAUUAGUGCAAUAAGAAGUGGAAUGGUUUUUUGUAUAAAAUGGAUGAAUCAUCUGCUACACCUUAUCAUUAUGCUGUGUUUCAUCUGAAUCUUGUUCCUGUGUGAUCCCAGAAGAUUGACUAGUUCUUGUAACAACGUAAUAUAUACCUAUACCCAUGGAAAGGUGCACUAGAACAAUGGAAGCUGCUUCACGAAAGGCAAUAAUUAAUUCCCUUGUAUGUAUUCUAAUGGAGGAAAGGAAUAUAUGUGCGUCAGCAUUGUUAUUGCAGAAGCAAUAGUUUGCAAAGUCAAACUUUGUUCCUUACCCAGCAGGUAAGAAUUACAUGAUUUUGAAAGUUCCAUCAAUUAAAAAGAA
This is a messenger RNA of Hevea brasiliensis (rubber tree), 2410 nucleotides long. Its product is annotated as ultraviolet-B receptor UVR8-like. Lineage: Eukaryota; Viridiplantae; Streptophyta; Magnoliopsida; Malpighiales; Euphorbiaceae. The coding region runs from base 649 to 2061 and encodes 470 amino acids. The transcript is spliced from 4 exons. The record is from RefSeq and is a predicted model, not a curated record.